GGAAAUCUCAUGGGAUGGAGACAGUUUUGUGGAAGUCAUGGCUGCACCCCAUCUGAAAGGAAAACUCUGUGGUCUGUGUGGCAAUUACAACGGGCACAAGCGAGAUGACCUGAUUGGGGGGGAUGGGAAUUUUAAGUUUGACGUGGAUGACUUCGCUGAAUCCUGGCGUGUGGAGUCCAACGAGUUCUGCAGCCGCCCGCAGAGAAAACCUGUGCCUGAGCUGUGUCAUGGCACAGUCAGGGUGAAAUUCCGAGCUCACCGUGAAUGCCAGAAACUCAAAGCAGGGGCGUUUCAGAGCUGUCAUUCAACAGUGGAUUAUACCACAUUUUACCGGUCCUGUGUGACAGACAUGUGCGAAUGCCCGGUCCAUAAAAACUGCUACUGUGAGUCAUUCCUGGCAUAUGCCCGAGCCUGUCAGAGGGAAGGGCUGAAAGUCCAGUGGGUACCGGAGCAGAACUGUGCAGCAACCCAGUGUAAGCACGGUGCAGUUUAUGAUACCUGUGGUCCAGGUUGUGUCAAAACAUGUGACAACUGGAACGAGAUUGGCCCAUGCAACAAGCCCUGCGUUGCAGGGUGCCAUUGUCCAGCAAAUUUAGUUCUUCACAGAGGAAGAUGCAUCAAGCCAGUCCUGUGCCCACAGCGAUGACAUUAGUUCUCUUUCCACGGACACAAAUGGGGGUGGUCACGGACCCCUUUGAUGCUCACAGCCAGUGAAGGACUCCAGCUAUUGGUGUGCAGAUGCUGCAAAGUACACGGCUACUCACAGAGUGUAAAUAUGUUCCUGUGUGUGUAUUUAUGUGUGUUUAUGUACACACACGUGGCACCUAGAAAGAUAUAUAAAUGUAUACUGUGUGUAUGGAGAUACACACAUCUGUACACAAGUGCCCUAAACGUAAGUAAAACCCGUAUAUUUAUAUAUAUGUCCACACACACAAAUAUCCAUCAUUUCUAUAUAUCAUAGAAGGAUGAAUUAUUAUAUGUAUAUUUUUUGCUAUAAAGUUUAUGUAUUAUUAUUUCAAGGACCCUGAUCUGUAAGUCAUUGUAUAAAUAAACCAGGUGCUUUUAAUAUAA
Eurypyga helias (sunbittern) is the source of this 1071-nucleotide messenger RNA. RefSeq names its product BMP-binding endothelial regulator protein-like. The coding region runs from base 38 to 646 and encodes 202 amino acids. Gene Ontology annotation, cellular component: extracellular matrix. Lineage: Eukaryota; Metazoa; Chordata; Aves; Eurypygiformes; Eurypygidae. The record is from RefSeq and is a predicted model, not a curated record. The transcript is spliced from 3 exons. Gene Ontology annotation, biological process: regulation of angiogenesis; blood vessel development.